AAAAUUCUAAUCUGGUUAAAGUUUUUGAAUCAAACGCGAACUGUACACGGCGCUUUUUUCUCAUGUUCCUUUUUUCAUGUUUCCUCGCCAGCAAGCUGAGGCCAGUUUUCGUUUAAGCCGUUGUUUCCACGCUUCAGUGGCGAAUUCAAAUGGCUUUCUCGUAUUUUUCGCGCCUUCAAUAAUUCAACAGGUUUCCUCUAACUGGUGCGACCUGUUGAUCGUAAACCAAAUUAGGAAUUAUAGUCGCUGGCAUUUGUAAACGAGCCGAGAAGUCGUCGCUUGGUUCUAUUUGGAAAGCAGCUAGAGUUGAAAGAUUUUUUUGCCCUAUAAGAUGUUGUGUUAUUAAGCCGUCUCUAGAUAUUUCUAUUGACUUUAUAAAGAAUGGAUAAUGUGUGUUUCACGCAAAGAAGAGUAGCAAGGACCAAGAGAUAAAGAACUGAAAUGACUUCGCAAGGUAGGUUACGAAUAGCCCUCACAAAAAGGUAGUUAAUGCAAUUCGCUAUGCCAAAGCUAUCAACUCAUCACUGAAUUCAAGUCUGGAAAAAACCUUGGGCUUGCUUCAUCGAGAGUUUGAGAAGGAAUUUCGUCGUAUCGUCGAGGUACAACAAACAGCUCUUGGGGAGUUUCCGGAGCUUGAAAGGUAUUUUCGUUCAACAUUUUCAGGUGUUACAAAUAAACAGUUUCGAAGACAACUUAGCGAAGCUUUGGCAAGUAAAAGGAGGACAGAGGAGUUUAAACGAAUCCGAACCCGUCUGUCUUUACCAAGUUUAUCACCCGUUGAACCUAUAAGUCACGAAGACAACGUUUAUGUUCCGCUAUCUCGCUCUAAAAAGGAUAGUGAGAUUGUGUAUCUUCCACCUAUAUGAUGGUGUAUUUUAUUCACUGAGAUUUGCUCUGUUUGGAGACAUUUUAUUUCUCGACUGUGUCAGUCUUUUGCCACCAGUUCGGCUUGCAUCAUAAAAUCCUCAAGUGUGAGCACCUCGUGUAAUACUGUUUGUUACGUGAGGUUGCACUAGCACAUGAUAUGACGUUUUAAUCGGAUGAAAUUCUGUGUAUCCAAUCAAGUGAACAGCUACUAAGCCGUUCUUUUCUGUCGUGCUUGCCAUUUUUUAAUGCUAUACGAAGUGGCUCCAUUUUGUUGAGUCUGCGGAUGAAAUCCAAAUGACAUCCAACCCAGCAGUGAGAUCCUCUGGUAUUGUUUGUCCUGUGUGUACGAAGUGGUUCUCACUUUAGAAUCUGUGAAUAAAAUUGGAAAGUGUGAUAUUCAAAUGGAAGCUUUUGAGCCGUACUUUGCUGUAGUAUUUAUGAUUAUCCUGUACAAGGUUGUUGUAACUGUUUUUGAGUCACCGAUGAAAUUCUUUUGACAGAGAAACCAUUCAAGUAGAAGCUACAGGGCGCAAUUACUUUUCGGCGUUCCCUAUUAUCGGAUAAUGACAGAAUAGUGAAAUCAAACAACCGUCCAGUCGUUGGUAAAUAGGUAAAUGCUUUCUUGAUGUGCGGAAAGGUUGCUGUAGCAACAAUUGAAGCAGCCGAGAAGGGUUUUGAUAUUGCUUUGCUCUGUUUUUUUUCCCCUGAAACAGGCUACUUUGAAGAUACCGGGACUACUCUUAAGGUCGUACAUUUGCAGCAUUAUUAUUAUUAUUAUUCCAGUUUUGUUAAACCACCGUUAUAAGAUGAAAUGAGCGAUGUGUAUUUGAAAAUGCGUUUUCAGUGCUGAGCGAGGCUAUUAUGCGACCUAAGAAGGGCGCUUUUGUCGGAAAUUAUCGUUGUGGAGAAAUACCUUGCAUAGUAAUCUCGGUGGCUUCUACUCCAUUUAUCUGCCUGUCAAGUUUCAUAUUUAGCCAACGUGAAUAUACAAAUCUUACUGCUGUGCCAACAAUACUCUGCCGCUCAUAUUACUUAAGGCGUGUCAUGCUUGCAGAUUGUUUGAUAAAAAUAAUAACGUAUUUUUAUAGCUCUUGGUGCUGGGCCGAAAUUGACAAAAUAAACCUCAAUGGCUUUUUUCUAUUCAUGUUGUACUGCGUAGUGGAGCCGAAAUUUUAAUAACAUCACCAGUUGACCCGGAAAUUAUGACGGAUUAGUUCAGUGUAACGAAAAUCUGGUGCGGCAUCGUUUAGGAAAUAAAAAUAUCGCUCUGACGCCCCUACCUUUUAGUUAGUUAUCUGUUGAUAAAACCAAGUUGAAACCAUGAUCCUCGAUUCAAGGCCUUGUUACACGCUGAUUCGUGAAUGUAAUGGCCCUUCGAGAAACCUUUGCACUGUUUUCCAACUAAAUGGAAAAUGGCGUGCGUCAAACCUCUCUUUAAAGAUGGCGCCCAAGACUGUCGGGACAAUUUUAGACCGAUCUCUGUGCUCUCCAUAUUGUCUAAAGUCUGUGAAAAGCAUGUUGCUGCCUCCUUUAUGGAUUACCUUGUGAAAACUCGCUUACUGUAUGAAUUGCAAUCAGCUUUUCGCGCAGGGCACUCCACCGAGUCCGCGGUGAUCAGUUUAACUGACCAAAUCCUCUUCAAUCUAGAUGAAGACAAGCUUUCUGGAAUGGUUUUUGUAGACUUUAGAAAAGCGUUUGACGUUGUUGAUCAUCAAUUGCUUCUUACGAAAUUGCGCCUGUAUAGAGUGAGUGAUCCUUCGCUGUCAUGGUUUGAAUCAUAUCUUUCUGGUCGCCAACAGUUUGUCAGUAUUGACGGUCAAAGAUCAGACUCUCUACUUAUCAAGCUAGGGGUACCGCAAGGAAGUGUCUUAGGUCCCGCACUGUUUUUGUUAUUUGUGAAUGACAUUCCCUUACAUCUAACAAAUUCAACUGUGGACAUUUACGCUGACAACACUACAAUAAUCGCAAGUGCGCAUUUCUCGGAUCUAUGCUCGAUGACCCAACGUUUAAAUUCCGAUCUUGAUGCGGUUCAGAGAUGGGCGUCUUGCAACAAAAUGUUCAUCAACAAGAAAAAAACGAAGUCCCUUUAAGUGCACGGAAAGCGCAUUCCUGCUAAGCUGGAUGAGGACACACCCCUACGCUUAGAUGUCAAGAUUGAUGACUGUUAUUGAACAAGUCUCUUCUCAUAAGAUUUUAGGAGUAGUUAUAGAUAGUCAAGUGAACUACGAAUCACACGUUGAUGAAUUAUGUAAGAAACUUUCCGAACGCAUAGGACUCUUGAAGUGUAUUAGCCCGUUUCUUAAGCAACAUCAAAGGGAAACCUAUUACAAUGGUGUUAUAAAGCCCACCCUCCUUUAUGGGAGCAUGAUAUGGGACAGCUGCAAUGUCGAACAUCUUCAAAGUAUUUUAAAACUUUAAAAAAGAGCGGCACACAUUAUACUUGAUGCUGAAAGACUUAAACCAUCGGUCGUAUUAUUCAAUAAUCUAAACUGGCUCCCUUUUACUAAACAAUCUCUAAUAAAGAGAUGCGCAGUAGUGUAUAAGCGGGUCCAAAAUUAUAUUACGCCUGUUUAUUUGAAGAGUUUAUUAGUCAGAAAUUCAGAAAGUCAUAAUCGCGCCACUAGGAAUUCAAACAUAAAUCUGGUGUGCCCCGAGUAUAAACGAAAAACAGAAGGAGGUCGUACUUUCACUAUUAGGACUAUAAAGGACUGGAAUUGCAUGAAUGCCAAUAUAAGAAAUAAUGGCUCGCUAGCAAGUUUUAAGCGUAACGUUUUUAAAUCCUUUCUAGCUGAACAAAAGGCUGCGAUGCUCCUUAGACUGUAAUUGUAUAUACGUUUUAUGUUGUUUUUAUCUAUCUUAGUCAUAAUGUCUUUUUAGAAAUUAAUAUCUAUUAUAUUUUAUCCGAAAUUAUCUUUGAAAAUAGUAUAUUUUAUAGUUUUUAGUUGUAGAAUCUAUAUUUGUAAUUUGUUUUGAGGGCCACAGAGUCAUCAGUGUCUUAGGACUGCUGUUAAGUGUUUUACCCUCUUUAAAUAAAGCCUAUUAUUAUUAUUAUUAUUAUUAUUAUUAUUAUUAUUAUUAUUAUUAUUAUUAUUAUUAUUAUUAUUAUUAUUAUUAUUAUUAUUGUUCGAAAGAGACUCAGCAAACGUGUUGCACCGCAAGCGAUUGCAAUUUUAAACAGUUAUUUGUAGUGGUCAAAAUAAAGGCGGUUGUCUUAUGGGUCAUCAUUUUUUUUCCGGCUAAUUGUUUCCGUGAUGUCUCUCUUUUGCCGCCCGAAAGAAUCCCUGGGAACGAGGUUGGAGAUCAAUAGGUUCAUGCAUCAGUGAGUUUCUGGUGCUUUCAAAAUUUAACUAUUAUCCCAAACCAUUUCUUCAAUUCAAAGUUUCCUUUCCAUUUCCUUGUGUCCGGGACCUUAUGUCCACCAAUAACCAACUUAAAACCUUCUUCAGGUUGACGAAUUUAAAAGGCAACCUCUGUUAACCACGUUGUGAUUGAACUCAAAGCAUCUGUGCUAAAACUAUUAAAGGAAAAAUAGAACAGCCAGCUAGCACCUCUUUUCUAUUAACUAAAAUUCUAAUCUGGUUAAAGUUUUUAAAACAAACGCGAACUGUACACGACGCUUUUUUCUCAUGUUCCUUUUUUCAUGUUUCCUCGCCAGCAAGCUGAGGCCAGUUUUCGUUUAAGCCGUUGUUUCCACGCUUCAGUGGCAAAUUCAAAUGGCUUUCUCGUAUUUUUCGCGCCGUCAAUAAUUCAACAGGUUUCCUCUAACUGGUGCGACCUGUUGAUCGUAAACCAAAUUAGGAAUUGUAGUCGCUGGCAUUUGUAAACGAGCCGAGAAGUCGUCGCUUGGUUCUAUUUGGAAAGCAGCUAGAGUUGAAAGAUUUUUUUGCCCUAUAAGAUGGUGUGUUAUUAAGCCGUCUCUAGAUAUUUCUAUUGACUUUAUAAAGAAUGGAUAAUGUGUGUUUCACGCAAAGAAGAGUAGCAAGGACCAAGAGAUAAAGAACUGAAAUGACUUCGCAAGGUAGGUUACGAACGUUUAUGAUUUGCUGACGCAAAGUCGUAAUAUUAUAAGUGUAGACUUAGGUUCAUUAUCAACACUUUGAGGGAAGAUUAUAUUUUAGUAAGUUAUAAAAAAAUCUAGCCUGUUGUGAUUUUUGAGUGAUAAUUCCAUUGGCUUGACCCAGUAGGCUUAACCAUUUUUUAGCUGUCGGAGUAAAGAUAUAUAUAUUUUGUGGUAUUUCCAAUGAUUUAUUUUACUAACCAGUUUUUAUCUCAUAAGAUGAAAAUUUCAAACGUUAUUUCUUUUGUUGUGAUAAGUUAAACAGGGCGUCGGUAAGUUUUUAAUUAAAUAGGGAGAUUUAAAAGCCAUAAUCGAAGGGAAUGAGUGAGUGAAAAUCGAAAUCAAGAUGUCUUAUAAAUAAAUGAUGAAUGCGAGUCAUUGAAAAUCACAGAGACUCGAACAAAAGCUCACUGGUAAGAGCAACAGGCCUAGGAAAUAUGAAACAGCUAAAGAGCUCCGAAUUUUUUGUUGCAACCAAACCUUUAGUUUCAAUGGACACUUUUUUCCUGAAAAAAUAAGGUUUCCCUUGAAAAUGUGAGAAGAGAGCUUUUCAUAGGAGAUUAUGAAAUGAACUUAAUGCUCUGACCUAAGUCUUGUUAAAAACAAAUGAAUAAAUAGGCAUACGUCUAGCAAAUCGGAACAAAAUUCACAAUAGUUUUCGGAAAAUGUACAGUGAUAAAGAAAUUAGACCAUGCAACUUCAGUAAAUUAGCUAAAUUGAUAUGUCACUCAACAAUUGUUAUGUUUAAUUUUUGUUGACAAAUUUCUAAGUUUUUCCUUUAAAAAGGUGUUUUCUAUUUUGCUUUUUAAGUUGUUUUGUAGGAAGCAUUUUUUGACUGAUUUUGGUUUCCUUUUUUCGAGCAGAGUUGCGGACACAAAAAAAAAAGAGAGAAAGAGGGACAGAAAAAGCUGAAAAUCCCCUCAACUAGAGAAAUAAAAAAAAGGCAGGCACAACCAACAUACCCAAAAUGUCUCGACAAUAUCUUUUGUUUAAAUUGCCUUUUUGCGAUCUCAAUCACGGACUAUACUUUAGAAUCACAUUUCACGAAAAGGCGCUCGCAGAAGCGAAAGUGAAGAAUGAAUUGUUGAAGGGGGUCCUUGGUGAAUUUAGAGUAUGGCAAAAAAUGACUCGCAUACUGUAGCACGUUCUUAAAUUGUGCAAUUUAUGGUUUGCCAUUGUUAUAGCUUAUACCCGAAAUCGCUGGAUAUUUGGAAUCCUGAACCCUAAAAGUUACGUAUAAAGAAGUUUUAGUACAAGGAACUAAGACUGACGGGAUAAUUUAAAUUUCCUUUCCUUUUUUCUUAUAAAACGUACGCUAAGAAGAAAGCUAGAAGUAAGUGAAACAUCUUUAUUUUCUAACUAGGUUCUUGAACACUUCUCUUAUCUACUUGAAGGAAGUGUUAACUUGACUUAUCUAAACCGUAAAACGUUGAUUAUGAAAAUUAAAAGAAAAUGUGUUUGUAGAGUGUUUAAACAAACAUUGCUUUCUGACUUGAGAUCAAUGAUUUACUUACAUCUCCCUUAAAUCAAAUUAAAACACGAUAAGGGAAAAAACCCUAAAAGAAGUAAAGAAAAAAGUGAAAACAAGAAAAUAAAAUAAGGCAAAUGCGUUUGGGGACUGGAAUGCCCUUUUCGCUUCUUAGUAAACUUCGUUUGGUAUAAUGAAAAAAUUGUAGUGAUAAUUUUCAUACUCUUCCACAAGACUUUCACACACAAUUUCCACAAUAAAGAAACUGUUGAUCGUUGCUCACAUAUUUUUGUCAUGGUACCCGUUCUGACCCCUAAAUCUUUAGAGGUAANAAUUUAAAUUUCCUUUUCUUUUUCCUUAUAAAACGUACGCUAAGAAGAAAGCUAGAAGGAAGUGAAACAUCUUUAUUUUCUAACUAGGUUCUUGAACACUUCUCUUAUGUACUUGAAGGAAGUGUUAACUUGACUUAUCUAAACCGUAAAACGUUAUGAAAAUUAAAAGAAAAUGUGUUUGUAGAGUGUUUAAACAAACAUUGCUUUCUGACUUGAGAUCAAUGAUUUACUUACAUCUCCCUUAAAUCAAAUUAAAACACGAUAAGGGAAAAAACCCUAAAAGAAGUAAAGAAAAAAGUGAAAACAAGAAAAUAAAAUAAGGCAAAUGCGUUUGGGGACUGGAAUGCCCUUUUCGCUUCUUAGUAAACUUCGUUUGGUAUAAUGAAAAAAUUGUAGUGAUAAUUUUCAUACUCUUCCACAAGACUUUCACACACAAUUUCCACAAUAAAGAAACUGUUGAUCGUUGCUCACAUAUUUUUGUCAUGGUACCCGUUCUGACCCCUAAAUCUUUAGAGGUAACUAUUUUAUCAUAACACUCCACUGCGGGUCCUGCUUUCAUCUCGAGCUGGUAGCCAGCAGGAUAAUUUUUUUUGGAACACAGCUUUAACAUCGAAAUAUUGUUUGAAACCCGCUAAAGACACUUAGUAUAAAAUGGGGUCUUAACUUGCUAGGAGGUCAGUAGAGUAGGUACGAUGUAUUUCAAUUUUGAGGUUGCUUGCAUGAAGAUUGUAACUAAAGAAGAAAUUCUUAAGUUUCGUGUUAUUUUGAACUUUGUGUCUAAUAUUUCUAAUUUAAACCAACAAAAGGGUACUGAAUUUCGAAUUGAACAAAAUGAAGAAACGAGAAACUGCAAAUGAUGUUUCCGUCUCCUAAAAGAAAAAUAUGGUUUUUGAGGGCUUUUUUGGAGAUUGUCAGUGAACCCAAUACUCGUUAAGGAUGGCUAGUCAACCGAACUCAGUUUUAAAAGCGAAAUAAUCGAUGUUUAAAAACCAAAUAAUUUUGGCUGCUAAAGUUACUAUUUCAACAUGGCAAAACAUAGAGCCAAGUUUUCUAACUAAAUGUUUUGAAUUCUUUUCUUGUUAGAUUAUAUGGCUUCAUCUAGGGUUGUCCCAAGAUUUUUGGUCCUUGGAAUAUUUGUUUUGUUUUGUUCAAUCUGUUGGGCUGAUGCACAGGCAUACCAACGUGCACAGAAACCCCACAUCAUUAUGAUAGUAGCGGAUGAUCUGGUGAGUGAACUAGUAAAGGAACCAGGCUUCCCCUGUGAACUUAUAUAAGAUACUUAAAACAGUAAGAAUACUGUCAUCUUUUGGAAUUACCUAAAUGAGUUUCCAUUUGUUUGCCUGACGUCGAAGCAUUUUAUAUCGAUAGGAGUUUUGUUUUACAAAGUCAGCAAAUGCCUAUUCUGAACAGCUCAAUAAUUUGUGAUUGUUUUUUACUCGCUUUGAAAAAUAUGAACAUAAGAAUACAACUGAAGUUUUUCAUUGGAUCUAAUCAUUAAUAAUUCUCAUUGCAAAUCACCAUUUUCUCGUGUUUUGUUUUAGUAAAGUAGAAAUCAUCCAUUAAAGUCAACCGUAGUUUGUGGAGAACAGCAACAACAACAACAACUCUAUGGGCCCUUGCUAACCAUCUUGAUAACCAUCUCCUCACUUCAAGUAGUUUUUUUAUGUUUUAUAAAAUGACUUUAUGUUGUUGGCUUUACUCCGUUACUGACUCACUGUAUUUGUAAUUUCAACUCGUUUUUUUACUGAUUUUUUAAUUUUUCAGGGAUGGGAUGACGUAAGUUUUCAUGGCUCGCCCCAGAUCCCCACUCCCACCCUGGAUGGGCUGGCUGAAUCAGGAGUUAUCUUGAAUAACUAUUAUGUGUCUCCCAUGGAUUCGCCAACAAGGGCAGCCUUCAUGACAGGAAAAUACGCUCUAAAUUUAGGUAACCAGUUUAUAUUUAUCAAGUAUACAUUAUUAAAUAUGCACAAUCUAUAACGGCUACCUUAAGGACAGAGGAUGGGGUAAGGUUGCCGUCACUUUGACCAGCUAGGGGUGUAAUUUGACGAGUUGUGUGAAAGGGUAGAACGUUUUAAUUGGUAAAAACAGUUGUAAUUGGGUAUAAUUUGUAGCACAAUCUGUGGUCAAGUUUAGUAAACAAAACCCAAAGGUUCAGAGCGAAAAUACUGACAAAUCUACAUUGCUUCUUUUUUUUAAAAAAACGAAAAAUGGCCGUUGUGGAUAGGUUAUUUGAGUAGCUGGGAGGCGCGUAAUGGAGAAGUGUCGCUCUUAGAGAGGAGACACGAAGUCAUGUCGUUGUAGAUUCCAACCCGAAAAGUUUUAGGUUUACGAUAAUCAUUUGGGGGGAACCAAUCAGAUCUCGAAAUGGCACCAAGUGAGAUCAAAUCCUAAUAGUAAGGGGCUAUUCACACAAUACUAGAAUGAGAAAUGAGUUUUGUUCUCUGUCAAUUUCGUACUAUUUUCACACAACAAAUUCGCCCUACUCACGCUUUUUUAAGUUCGCCUGUCUAUCGUGCCAAAUCACCUUGAAAGCGAUAAGCAUACGCCACUUACCCCAAACUACUCGGUUGCAAUUUUCAUUUCGGAACGAAACAGAAUGAAAUAUCAUACAAGGAGAACAAGAAUUUCAUUUGGAUUGAAGACCGAAAUUAACUCAUUCCGGAAUAACUUGUACGAAAGCGAAGUUUCUUUUAUCGGUAUCUUAUAAACGGGUACAGGGAAAUCAUGUAUGGAGAUGAAAUGGACUCGCUCCAGAAAAAAAGAAGUUACUUAGCUGUCAUGUUACCUAAGUUUUAGGUUCUAUUCUUAUUAAUUUAAAAAGGAGCUGGGUAUUUUCAGCAAAUCAUACAGCGAGGCAAUUCAAGCCAUGGAAGGUGUGUGUAAAAUUGAAGAUCUUGGUCAGGGUCUUUAUCUGAAUAAAAUGUCUAGUCAAAUCGUCAGUCAUCAUCAUCUUUAUCGUAGAAGCUUGGCAUCGCGUGUGUGUAAUUGUUCAAACGUUUGUUUGAAUGGCACAAUGGACUUUAAAGUGUGAAAAGGCAGAUUUCGCUUGAGCACAGUUUCUCCGGCAAUUAAAGGAGUCUUUACUUGAGCUUUUCGAUCUGAUAUUUGAAACAAGUAGACUUCUGUACUGAAAAAAAAAAUGUAGAAGAAGAGGAAGAAGAAGAAGAAAAGAACUAAGGUACAUUUGAGGCGACGUUUGAACUUUUGCCUUCCAUGCCAAUGUGUGUUACAUUAAUAUAGAAGUUGUUGAAAAUUUGAGCUUUAAUUAUAGCACGUGCAUGUCGAACCAAAAUUGGUUAUUGUAUGGUUUUAUCGGGCUUAGUCGAUGGUUAAACCCCAGAACGCCAAAAUUUAGUUCUUUUUCUCAUUCGAGCUAAUGGCACAGAAGAAAAAAUUAAUGUCCUUUGUCUUUCCUUUCUAUGUAUUAAUCUCUUUUUACAAUUUUUUGUUGCUGAUUUGCAGGGCUUCAGCAUGACACAAUCCAUAAUAAACAGCCCUUUGGGUUGCCGCUUAAAGAGAAGCUUCUUCCAGAGUAUUUGCGGCAGAUGGGCUAUUCCACCCAUGCUGUAGGAAAGGUACGUUGAAACUUUUCUGGUGGGCAGCACCCUGAAUUAUUGAAAAAAAAAAAUCACGAGUAUUCUUAGUCUGCAACCACGUGAAAAGAAGACCAUGUUGGUGGUCCUUACAAUACUUUUUUCGGAGAAUAUAAUGAAAAUGGAGUUCCCAGAGGAGAGAAAUGCUUUUAAUUUGUUCUUGACCACCAACAUGGCCUCCGUAACGUCACUUGCAAACAAGCAAUUAUUGCCUCAGGUUUGCACGUUCUCCCAACCUUAUAUAACUAUGAAAUGGUAUUCUUUUAAGGAUCCUCCUUUCCCCCCUUGAUAUAAUUUCUAUUUUCUGCGCACGUAACGGCUAUGUUAAAACGAAAAAUAUCACAUGAUGUAAAACCAGUUAAUAAUAAAGUUUUAAUUGAGACUAAUGCAGGUUAAUAUAUUGAGAUCAUUGUUAAAAGCCUGUAGCUAGGCGAUAGACAAACGGCUAUUUUUUUUUUGUGCAAGGAGAACUUUUAGUUUUACAUUGUGAUGGGCUUUGUUUAAUAAUAAGGUUUUGAUUGCGUCAUUUUGUUCCAACAGUGGCAGCUGGGUUUUUUUGCUAAAGAAUUCACCCCUACCUACAGGGGAUUUGACUCAUUCUACGGCUUCUGGACUUCCGGUCAGGACUAUUUCAGUCAUGUGACCUAUGACGGAAGUUACGGGCUUGAUUUGAGGAGAGACUUGGCUGUAAGUAUUUAAAUGAAUUUUUUUUUUCUGUUCUAAUGGUUCUGAUAACCUAAAAGUAUGUUUCAGUGUAGAAUUCUUCAAGAGACCGUGGAUUUUUUGCGGAGAAACUUGAGACCUUUUAAAACAAGUUCGAGAACCUUCGUUCCUUUUCGGUAGAAACAGUCGGGAAUUUUUGGAUGGUACUGUUGCUUAGUUAAUGUCUGCUGUUGUUUUCCCAGGUCGUGUACAAUGAAACAGGUACUUAUGGUACGGAGCUGUUCACUCGUGAAGCCGACAAAGUUAUUAAUGACCACGAUGAUUCCAAACCUUUGUUUCUGUACUUUGCACAGCAAGCGGUGCAUGUAGGGAAUGAUAACGAGCCGCUCCAGGUCCCAAAGAAAUACCUCGACCGUCUUAGUUACAUCGGUGACGAAAAGAGGCGGACGUAUGCAGGUAAUAAACAAAAAGUGGUUCUAAUUAUAAUUGAGUCAUACUUUUAAGUUAGUUUAUCGGUGUAAUAAUUCAUAUUGUUUCUGUAGGUUCUGUUCUUAUUGAUUUUUAAACUGAAUGGCGGGGGAUUUUAGGCCAAUCAUCUAGCGAGGCAAUACAGGCUAGAAAGGUGGAUGUAAAAUUGACGUUCUCGUUGCCCUCGUAGACGACUCUUGUGGUUCUGGUCAAGUGUGAUUAAUAAAACAUUCGCAUAAAACACGAGAGCGCUAUUACUUUGAAUCAUUUUGUUGGAUUUUCUGUGGUCUUAGCAAAUUGUUUUCGCCCCUUUUGUUUUUCACAUUCUUUGCCCUCUCAUUCUUGAAUACUUUUCUCCAAAUGAAUUCUUACUGUUCAGUGUUGUUGUUGUUUUAUUAUUGAGUAAAGUUUUCAAAAUGUGGUACCUCUGACGCUGGGCAUUCCAUGAGGGGCGAGCCUUGGAAAUGAAUUUACAAAACGUGAUUACUAGUACCUCUGUUUGUACAAGGAAAAGUCACUCCUUGAAAUAAAUUUCUUACUUAAUUUAUCUUAGGUAUGGUCUCUGCUUUGGAUGAGUCAGUUCGCCAAAUAGUCACAACUCUAAAGAGGAAAGGUCUCUAUGACAACUCCAUCAUCAUUUUUACCACUGACAACGGCGCAGCCGCUGGGGGAUUGGACUCCAGUGCGGGCUCAAAUUUUCCGCUGCGAGGUGCUAAAAAUACUCUAUGGGAGGGAGGAGUGCGUGGAGUGGGUUUUGUCCACAGCCCUCUUAUCAAGAAGAGAGGUAAACUAUCGCCUUCAAUUAUGUUCUCAGUAUUGAUUCCGUGGCAUCUCAAGUCUUUCCCUUUGUCAUGACUGUGUAGUUCCUAGUCUUCCAACCUUUAAGAUAAUUUCGAUCAAUUGACGUUGACUUGUUCAUGUCGCGUUGGACAAGUUAGGCCAAAUAGCCAAAAUAUAACUGACGACCACAAUGAUGAAAAUAUCGGUAAGACUCUCGCCAUCAUUUGUAAAGUAAUCUAUCUAGUGCUACAUUUGCGAUCUAUUUAAGAAUUUUUCCUUUCUCCACUAAGGUCGAGUAUCAACUGCUUUAUUGCACGCUUCUGACUGGUUCCCAACCUUCUAUACGCUGGCAGGCGGUAACGUUAAGAGCCUGGGUGCCAUUGACGGUUUUAAUGUCUGGGAUACAAUUUCAAAUGAUGCCCAGUCUCCAAGAUACGAGAUUCUGCAUGGCUUGGAUUCUUUAAAAGAGAAAAAGGCAGCUAUAAGAAUCGGAGACUACAAGAUGAUUGUCCACCAAAACCGCAGUUUCUAUAGCGACUGGUACCCCAGACCUGAAAGUCUACACGAACUUGAUCAGGUCCCUAAGCCAAGUCUGCUUAAAGAUGCAUCAGUAGACUGUACAGUCAGGCAUCCACAUCCUUUGCUGUACACUAAAGCGCCGAUUUGCAACCCUGAGAAAAAGCCUUGUCUCUUCAAUAUCAAAUGGGACCCAUGCGAGUAUCACAACUUGGCUGAUUUUAUGCCUAACACCCUAAAAGUUAUGAUAGACAGGCUGAAAUUCUAUGCUCGAAAAUCUGCGCCCACAAUGUACCCUCAAGCGGAUGAAAGCGCAAACCCUGAUCAGCAUGGAGGAGUCUGGACACCAUGGCGGGAGAAAACGGAUGUUGAUCAGACCAUGAACGACUAUGUUUAUCCAUAUUCUUACUACGAUUCGCCCAAACCUAAGCCUAGCGGUCCCCCGAAGAACCAGCUUGACCAGUUUAUGAGAGAUCAAGGACUGGCUGGUAGCGAUAAAGCAAACACUUACCCAGAAGUUGAAGAUAUUAUCAUCAACUUCCGGGAACAUAACAUGACGGAAGGUUCUUUAUUCCUCCGUUAGCGCUGGAAUCGUUUAUGGCUUUGUUGUGGUUGUUGGCGAAGAUGCCGUUCGUACCGUGGCGGCCGCCAAUAGUACCGAAGGUGACGACGCGAGUAGUUGUGACGAGGAGGAGGACGGUCUAUUGCUCCAGCGAUUGCGUCCAGGGUCACACCGAAACUUGAUUAUGCCGCGCAGAGACCGAAACCUUUCCGCCCAACAGGAUUUCUGAAAGGCUUCUUUCGGCAUCAACUUGCUCAUACCACCAUGACACCAGGUGGUGCCAAUCGUAUCGCUGACACAGUGAAACAAGUCGAACAGAUUGUUGCGAAAACCCCUAAGUAUGUCAACCCACUCACCAUGCGACCCACUGACAAAAUGCCUGCCAUACACGCCUGGCCCACGGAGCAGUCACUUCUUCCAAAUGACGUACAAAGCGUGAUCAGACAUAACGGUUUCACCAAGCAUCUCGCCUCAAGCCACGUAGAGGAGGUCUCGAUGCUUCCUCCUGUGAAAUCACCAGAGACACUUGCUCACAAACCGGCUAUGUUCAGCUCACACGCUCACAAAGGGGACACACUGCCUGAAAUUCUCGAUAUAAUCGAUGAGCCCGCUGUGCCGAAUGCCUAUGCUGCAGGCGGUAGCGGUCAGGAGGAAACCAUUCCGAAGAUUUUUGACAUUAUUGACGAAGCUCAUAAACAGGGCAGUCAAGUGAAGGAGUUAUCUUCACAACAACAAGGGCCAAUAGCAACUAGCAAACCACUAACCAGCAACGAUGUAGGCUCAGGAAUGGGCGUGGGUCUGACGGGAUUACCAGACGGAAUUUCGGUUUUCGGUAAGUUGGGCGAUCAGAAGAUUUUGUCCAAGUCCCACGAGACCGGAGAAGGAAGGGAACAUAUUGUCGCUAAAGAGAAACCGUCGAAAGGAAAGAAGAAGGCGAAUGUCCACAAAUUCAUUGGCAAUAUUACCAUCGACGGUCGGCGUUAUCUAGUUGUGGGAACUGAGACUGAGGAAUCGGAUUCAGUUUCGUCGCAUAUGGAGGGUAACACGAUCACUCUACAUCUACCAAAGUCAAAGAAACCCCACUCUCACGAUGAAAAGUCAAAGGGCAAAGAUAAGUCAGCAGAAGACGCAGAUAGCAAGUCGGAGAUUGGAGGAUUUCGUGCCCCCAGCGAGCCUGGAAUCGGUGAAAUCACUGACUACAUUGACGACGACGAACUUGGCACCGAGAAACCGACGAACAAAACACUGGCAGCCCAUAAUAUCACGGCGGUGGCGACCACUGGCAACAACACGAAGUGCGAGAAGGUCGUUCAGUUGGAUACCUCCGAUAACGCAGUCGUCGUGUCUUCGGUCGUGAUUGUCGUUAUUGCGUCGGCAAUGGUCGUGGGAGUUGCCGUUGUUGCUAUGGUUGCGGUGGUUGCGAGGCACUGUCAAAAUGCUAGAAAUUGA
Porites evermanni is the source of this 14755-nucleotide messenger RNA. Lineage: Eukaryota; Metazoa; Cnidaria; Anthozoa; Scleractinia; Poritidae. The record is from the annotation of a GenBank genome assembly.